AGUACCAACAUUUGACUCACUGAUUGUGAGUUCUUUCAUAUCCUCUGACGUACACACACAGCAAUAUCACGAUUUAUUAAGCAGAAUAGUCCAAUUUUUACCCAAAAAAACGAGAAAAAAUGGUCUAAUUGCUCAAAAAAUAAAUAAUUAAAUAAAAAGAAUAGUCGAAUAAGUAUAACAGUGUAAGGCUAAGAUGAAUCGUGCAAAGCAAUAGAAUAGAAGCAUGGCAACAACAAGGUCAUUCGUGGGACCCACACCAUUUCUUCUUUCUUCUCCAUACAAAAGUGCACUAAUCAAAUCCCUCCACUUGCCAUCUUCUCCUACCUCUUUCUCCCCACUCCACGUCAGCACCUCUUCCACAAUCUCGGCCGACCACCACCAACAACCUCAUCCCUCCUUCGAAAUCCUCGGAGGCGCACGUGAUCGUUUCCUCCCAUCUCUCUCUCACGUGACUCGUCCUUACCACCCUUUCCCCCUCAUCGCUUGGAACCGCCACAUCGAAACCAUUUUCGCCUCGUUUUUCCGAUCACUCCCCGACGUCAGACUCCGCCGUGAGUGCAUAAGAACUAAAGACGGAGGAGCCGUCGCUCUCGACUGGGUUUCCGGUGACGACCGUCUCUUGCCACCUGAUGCUCCACUCCUCAUUUUGCUGCCAGGUUUAACUGGAGGUAGUGGUGAUUCUUAUGUGAGACACAUGUUAGUUAGAGCUAGAAGUAAAGGUUGGCGUGUUGUUGUGUUCAAUAGUCGUGGCUGUGGAGAUAGCCCUAUUACUACUCCCCAGUUCUAUUCAGCAUCAUUUUUAGGAGAUAUGCGUGAGGUUGUUUCUCAUGUCUCAGCUAGAUACCCCAAUGCUAAUUUAUAUGGUGUUGGUUGGUCACUUGGAGCAAACAUUCUUGUUCGUUACUUGGGUCAGGAAUCCCAAAAUUGUCCUCUUUCUGGCGCUGUAUCAUUGUGCAAUCCAUUCAAUUUGGUUGUGGCAGAUGAGGACUUCCGAAAGGGAUUUAACAAAAUUUAUGACAAGGCUCUUUCUAACGCACUCUGCAAGAUUUUCAACAAACAUGCUUUACUCUUUGAAGAUAUUGGUGGUGAAUAUAACAUUCCACAGGCAGCCAAUGCCAAGUCUGUUAGGGAAUUUGAUGAUGGAUUGACCCGCGUUUCUUUUGGAUUCAAGUCUGUGGAUGAUUACUACUUUAAUUCAAGCAGUUCAGAUUCCAUAAAACAUGUUCAAACACCUUUGCUCUGCAUCCAGGCAGCCAAUGAUCCAAUUGCUCCUUCUAGGGGAAUUCCUCGUGAAGAUAUCAAGGAAAAUCCAAACUGCUUAUUAGUAGUGACAUCUAAAGGUGGUCACCUGGGGUGGGUUGCUGGUGAUGAAGCUCCACUUGGAGCCCCUUGGACUGAUCCUUUGGUCAUUGAUUUCCUCCAAUUUCUAGAGACAGAAGAAGCAGCCAAAUCAACACAAACUUGUAGCAAUCCUGGAGAUAAUAAAGAGACCUUGUACCAUCUUCAAGUGUAGUGUGAUACUUAUCAUUCAUUCAUUCAUCAACUACGUUCUGCAAUCUCAAGAACACAACAUUCUUGAACAUUCUUAGUCCCUGGAGUGCCAACAUGUGGAAGCAACUAAACUUUUGUUCCUUACUCCAGCGAAGCAUGGUGGAUAUUAUUUAUGAUCGAUUCAAGUAUAUCGUUCCAUUUGCCUACCACUCAAUGAAUGCAUAUACAAAUAAUUUUUUUUUGAAAAGGCCUACAGAAAUAAUAUAAUAUAAUAAAUAAUUAAUUUGUACUGUAAUUCUUUAAACAUUUCAUAUUGUUUUCGAACUUUUCAACAUUUA
Molecule: messenger RNA, 1829 nt
Organism: Cicer arietinum (chickpea)
Lineage: Eukaryota; Viridiplantae; Streptophyta; Magnoliopsida; Fabales; Fabaceae
Product: embryogenesis-associated protein EMB8
Biological process (GO): lipid metabolic process
Molecular function (GO): monoacylglycerol lipase activity; short-chain carboxylesterase activity
Source: RefSeq, a predicted model, not a curated record